Molecule: messenger RNA, 3077 nt
Organism: Fragaria vesca subsp. vesca
Lineage: Eukaryota; Viridiplantae; Streptophyta; Magnoliopsida; Rosales; Rosaceae
Product: putative chloride channel-like protein CLC-g-like
Exons: 6
Coding region: 106-2448 (780 amino acids)
Biological process (GO): transmembrane transport; chloride transport
Cellular component (GO): plant-type vacuole membrane; intracellular membrane-bounded organelle
Molecular function (GO): voltage-gated chloride channel activity
Source: RefSeq, a predicted model, not a curated record
AGAGAGAGAGCUCACAGCUUCACAAAACUACAAAACACACUCACCGCAAUUUCCGAUGCUUCUCCGGCAUUGAACAUUCUCUCACUCUCUUCCGUAACGGAAACAAUGAGCGGUAACGGAAGCCUCCACGGCGAGGACGUGGAAUCGAUCACGGCGCCGUUAAUUCCCCGCCACCACCACCGCAACAACUACAGCAGGUUCGCUCUCAACAACACGUCUCAGGUGGCCCUCGUCGGCGCCAAUGUCUCCCCAAUCGAGAGCCUCGACUACGAGAUUUUGGAGAACGAGUUCUUCAAGCAGGACUGGCGGAGCCACGACGCCGUCGACGUCUUCCAGUACAUCUUCAUGAAGUGGUUCAUCUGCUUCCUCGUCGGAAUCGUCGUCGGAAUGAUCGGCUUCUGCAACAACCUCGCCGUCGAGAACAUCGCCGGCGUCAAGUUCGUCAUCACCUCCAACAUGAUGCUCGAGCGGAGGUAUUGGAUGGCGUUCGUUGUGUUCUUCGUUUAUAAUUUGACGCUCACUGUGUUUGCGUCUACCAUCACAUCUUUAGUGGCGCCGGCGGCCGCCGGCUCCGGCAUACCGGAGGUGAAGGCUUACCUCAACGGAGUUGACGCUCCGGGGAUAUUCUCAAUUCGGACUUUGAUUGUGAAGAUAAUUGGGAGUAUUACUGCUGUGUCGUCUUCACUUCAUAUUGGGAAGGCAGGGCCGAUGGUGCAUACUGGUGCCUGUGUUGCGGCGUUGUUGGGUCAGGGUGGAUCAAAGAAGUAUGGUUUAACAUGGAAGUGGCUACGAUACUUUAAGAAUGAUCGAGACCGUAGGGAUCUUGUUACUUGUGGAUCAGCUGCUGGGAUUGCUGCCUCUUUCCGUUCGCCUGUUGGCGGUCUGCUGUUUGCUCUUGAAGAGAUGGCAUCUUGGUGGCGAGGUGCCCUUUUGUGGAGAGCUUUUUUCACAACAGCUGUAAUUGCAAUUGUGCUUCGAGCUGGGAUUGAUUUCUGCUUAAGUGGAAAAUGCGGGCUAUUUGGUACAGGAGGUCUGAUAAUGUUUGACGUAUACUCAUCAAAUAUGUCUUAUCACCUAAAAGAUGUGCCUCCUGUGCUUGCCCUUGCAUUUGUAGGUGGUAUAUUGGGGAGCUUCUACAAUUAUCUAUUAACAAAAGUUCUCCGAAUUUACAAUCUCAUCCAUGAGAAGGGCAUCAUGUAUAAAGUUCUUCUUGCUUGCUCAGUUUCAGUUUUCACAUCUUGUCUUCUCUUUGGAUUGCCAUGGCUUGCAUCUUGCCGACCUUGCCCAGCCGAUGCAUCAGAAGCCUGCCCUACAAUUGGAAGGUCCGGUAACUACAAGAAGUUCCAAUGUCCUCCAGGUCACUAUAAUGACCUUGCCAGCCUCAUAUUCAACACAAAUGAUGAUGCUAUCAGAAAUCUUUUCAGCAAGAACACUGAUUCCGAGUUUCAGUACUCAUCAGUUUUGAUAUUUCUGAUCACCUGCUUUUUCUUAAGUAUCUUUAGCUAUGGGGUUGUUGUUCCUGCUGGUUUGUUUGUACCUGUUAUUGUGACUGGUGCAUCAUAUGGGCGCUUUGUUGGAAUGUUGGUAGGUUCAUACACAAAUCUCAAUCAUGGCCUGUAUGCUGUGCUGGGGGCUGCUUCUUUACUUGGUGGAACCAUGAGGAUGACCGUGUCUUUGUGUGUAAUUAUUCUGGAGCUGACCAAUAAUUUGUUAUUGCUACCAUUGAUAAUGCUAGUUCUUCUUGUUUCCAAGACCACGGCAGAUGUUUUCAAUAGCAACAUAUAUGAUCUCAUUAUGAAAGCCAAGGGUCUUCCAUAUUUAAAGGGUCAUGCUGAACCAUAUAUGAGGCAGCUGACAGUAAGUGACGUAGUGACGGGGCCACUUCAACUCUUCAAUGGCAUUGAGAAAGUUGGUAAUAUAGUACAUGUUCUUAGAACCACAGGGCAUAAUGGUUUCCCUGUAAUUGAUGAGUCUCCUCCACCUGAACCUCCUAUUUUGUUCGGUUUGGUCCUCCGUGCCCAUCUUAUCGAAUUGUUGAAGAAGAAAGCUUUUGUGUCUACCCCAGUGCGGACGACUACAGAUGCAUUUGAACAGUUCUCCUCGGAGGAUUUUGCAAAGAGGGGUUUAGGAAAUGGUGACAAGAUAGAAGAUAUAGAAUUGACGGAGGAGGAGAUGGAAAUGUACAUAGACUUGCAUCCAUUUACUAACGCGUCACCUUAUACUGUUGUGGAGACGAUGUCACUAGCAAAGGCUCUCAUACUUUUCCGACAAGUUGGUUUAAGGCACCUGCUAGUGAUACCAAAGAUGUCCUCCAUGUCUCCUAUAGUAGGCAUAUUGACAAGGCACGACUUCAUGCCAGAACAUAUAUUUGGCAUUCACCCUAUGCUGGUAAGUAGCAAGUCGAAAAGAUUAAGAUUUCGGCUGCCCCCUUCGAGUAAACUCUUUUAGGAAAUCUCAGCCUAGAACUUAGUUUCCCUUGACGGAAAGGUAUUGUAGAUAGCCUUAUUCGAGCUGCAGUUCCCUUGUCUAGGUUACGAAAUCAUGACAAGUUUGUACCAUUAAUUAUCAAUUCCUUCAUCAGAGUCCAGAGGUCAAGAGCUGCUAAAGACCAGUAGUUUAUAAUGCUAGCAAACAACAUUAUUGUUAACUAGGGGAAUAACAGAACGAAGUUUCUCUAGUGGAAUUUGUACAUUGCGGAACACUUUACAGCUCAGAUGAUCUAUACAUUCACUGUAUUGGAAUCUCCUGUUCUAGAAAUUCCAGAUCUUUGUUACAAAAUUUGAACUGAUCCAAUUUACCUUACAAUGCACACCUUGGUUCUGGGAAUAUGAUGGUUUUACUAUUAUCUGAUGGUUAUUCAAAGAGUCCAAGAAACAGAAAUGAGCGAAUCAAUCUUUCCAUCUCUCAAUCACAAUCUUAUCAGAUGCCAAUAUACUCAACAUUCAAGUAUCUAACGUUCCGAAGUUAAGAAUGAUGCUGAGAAAAAGGCAAAAUGCAAACCAAACUGUGUCCACGAACCAAAUAUACAUUUUACAGGGCAGUUGAAUUCACAGCUCUGAUUGAAUCAGAGGGAGGGA